GCUGACUAAGGCAGUUAAUGUUCAUUAAAACAGAAAGAUAGGUUUAUUUUGUAUUUAUAAGGAUAUUUUUGGUCUAAAUUCUACACAUGGUGGAUCUUCAAGUGUUGGCUGUCUGAAGGCGGAUGUCACCGUGUUGUACAGAAUGUGGAGAGAUAUUACAGUAGCAGCGAUCCUCAUGUUACUGACAGGAGUUCAGGCUCAGCACAGUGUAACUCUCUCCUCUCAGAGUCUCUGUGUUGUUACUGGAUCUACAGUAAAAAUCCCCUGUACAUUUACACCUGGUCACUCCAGUGUCACACAGAGAGAGUGGUAUCGAGUCCAGAGCUCUGAAGGAGAACCACGAGACCUGAGGAAAGAUCCACAAUACUCAGGACGAGUGUUUGUAAGCACAGUGACGUCUGACUGUGAGCUGACAGUGUGGAAAGUGAGAGUGAGUGACUCUGGAGUUUAUAACUUCAGAUUUAAAACAUGGAGCAGUGACUGGAUAUCAGCCUCAUCUGGAGUUCAUCUGACUGUUAUAUACUUGCAGGUGAAGGUGGAUCCUAACACUGUAGUACAGAGAGAAGUGAAAGUGACCUGUAGCUCCACCUGCAGCAUCAACACAAGCCGUUUCUACUGGUACAUGAAUGACCAUUACAUCAGAUAUAGCAAAGACGCCUCCAUUGUCCUCGACUUGACCAGUCCUUAUGAUGAAGUCAGCUACUCCUGUCAGGUGUAUGAGAGUGAACACCGCUCUCCUCCAGUGUGUAAGUAUCAGAGUAAAUCUGUUCCUCAGCAUCAAACUGAAACCAGUAACUCAUAUUGCUGUCAUUAAAUCAUCAUGCUUUGCUUAUAUCAUUGUUUCUGAAAUGGUGCCUUAAUUUGAGAAAAGAAAGGUUUCUAAAUCAGUGAUGGUGUGGGAUAUCAUUUAAUACUUUAAUGAAUGAUUUAGUAAAUAAUUUAAUAAUAGAUCAGUUAAUAAAUUGUUGGUGCUGUACAACUGUAGUCAAAACACGUCACUUCCCUUCACAAUUCCACCUCAGAAUAUUUGCCUCCAUUUUCAGUAACACAGAGAAUAAACACAUCUGAGCUGCUAAGUGUUUAUAAAACAGAAAAUAUGGA
Molecule: messenger RNA, 1101 nt
Organism: Ictalurus furcatus (blue catfish)
Lineage: Eukaryota; Metazoa; Chordata; Actinopteri; Siluriformes; Ictaluridae
Exons: 3
Coding region: 143-814 (223 amino acids)
Source: RefSeq, a predicted model, not a curated record